This is a messenger RNA of Melopsittacus undulatus (budgerigar), 531 nucleotides long. It is a transcript of the gene C14H1orf232, whose product is annotated as chromosome 14 C1orf232 homolog. The transcript has 4 exons. Lineage: Eukaryota; Metazoa; Chordata; Aves; Psittaciformes; Psittaculidae. The coding region runs from base 1 to 531 and encodes 176 amino acids. The record is from RefSeq and is a predicted model, not a curated record.
AUGGCCCAGGGCUUCUGGCAGCUCUACAAGGCCAAAGUGCUGCAGACCCUGGGGGAGCCUCGGGCAGACGGGGCGCUGCAGGAGGAGGGGGACCAGCCUGAGCUGAUGGAGAUGGCUGAGCCGCCCGUGCUGAUGGAGGAGGGCCCCAGCCCCGUGUCCCAGCUAGCGAGGAAGGUGCAGGGGGUGGGUGCCCGGGGCUGGAGGACACUUUCAUCCCUCUUCACCCGCGAGGAUGAGCAGCAACUGCUCAGCCCCGAGCUCUGCGCAGACCACCCGUUGGCCGCCUCGCCCCCGGAGCCGCCUCCCUCCGAGAAGGCCUCCAGCUUUUGGGAUCUCUUUGCUACCAAGUGGCAACAGGCACCGGGGCUGGACAAGGAGCUGUCCCCCCCGGAGCUGGGCGAGAGCCCCGCGGAGCCAUCCGGUGACGAUGGCAGCGACCUGCGGGAGCCGGAGGAAGGAACCUUCCGCUGGGGCUUCCUGGCCGGCAAACUGGCCGAGAUCCGGAAUAAAACCGCUCCCAGGGGCAAGUAG